Molecule: messenger RNA, 1568 nt
Organism: Maylandia zebra (zebra mbuna)
Lineage: Eukaryota; Metazoa; Chordata; Actinopteri; Cichliformes; Cichlidae
Source: RefSeq, a predicted model, not a curated record
UCCUCUAAUGUACACUAACAUGUAGGUAAUGGUCUCGGUGCGGGUUUAGGCUCGGACUGGAAACCAGGCUGGCUCACAGGCGCAGUUUGUGGAACUAGAAGGACGCACAAACCUGAACUGGGAGCUGCUGGGCAGAAACUAGUGGUUAGACUGGGCGUCACCGUCAGUCACUGUGAGUCUGUUGUGUGCACAGUGCAGGAGGACACCGGUCGACGGUCACUGCUGUUUGUUUUAGAGCUACAGACCACAGCUUUCCAAAUGAGUUCCAGGACAUCAGAUUGUUUGGAGGAAGAGGAUGGAGAAGAAGAGGAAGAAGAAGAAAACUACAACCCGACAGAGGUGAAAAUGAGUCAGAUCGUGAUGCCCUGUCACAGCAACCAUCGGCAGGAGCUCAGCGUGGGUCAGCUGCUCAAAUGGAUGGACUCCGCCGCCUGCCUCUCAGCUGAGAGGCACGCUGGCAGUCCCUGCGUCACCGCUUCGAUGGAUGACAUCCACUUUGAGCACACCAUCAGUGUGGGUCAGGUGGUGAAUAUCAGGGCAAAGGUCAACAGAGCCUUUAACACCAGCAUGGAGGUGGGCAUACAGGUAAACUGUGAGGACCUGUUCUCUGAUCGUCACUGGAGGGUUUGUCAUGCCUACGCCACCUUUGUUACCCAGCGCACAAGCACAGGACAAAAGGUGACCUUGAAGCCCAUUGUUCCUGUCACGCAGAAGGAGCAGGUUGAAUACAGCGUGGCCGCUGAAAGGCGGAGGGUCCGAAUGGUGCACGAUGACAUCAUCAAGGAUUUGCUUUCCAAUGAGUGGGUGCAGCAGGUUGACAGCUCAGUGGGACCCAGUGCAGUGGCAGCAGAGAGGACUCGGGUGGAGAGUGUGGAGCUGGUUCUGCCUCCACAUGCAAACCAUCAGGUGAAUACAUUUGGAGGGCAGAUCAUGGCCUGGAUGGUGAACGUAGCUACAAUCGCUGCCAGCCGUCUGUCUCAGGCUCAUCCCACCCUUCGAGCCAUCGACAUGUUCACCUUCAGAGGACCUUCUCAGGUUGGAGACAGAUUGCUGCUGAAGGCGAUAGUGAACAACGCCUUCAGAAACAGCAUGGAGGUGGGCGUGCGCACGGAGGCCUACCAUGAGGAGGGGCCUAACCGACACAUAAACUCCGCCUUCAUGACCUUUGAGGUGCUCGAUGAUGGCGGGAAGCCACGCACAUUACCACGGAUACGACCUGAACCCCUGGAAGGACAAAGGAGGUUUCAGGAGGCAACGGCCAGGAAAAAGAUCAGGCUGGACAGGAAGUACAUCAUUUCCCGCACGCAGGGGGAGGUGCCUCUGUCUGUUCCCUGGGAUCCCACCAACCAGGUGUAUCUGAGCUUUAACAACGUCUCAGCUCUGAAGAUGCUGGCAGCCAGAAGCAGCUGGCGCCUGAGCUGUGAGAAGGACCAGGUUCAGCUUUACACCCUGGAGCAGAAGUCCAUGCUGAGUUUCAAGAUUGAAUGUGAGGUGGACGUUCCUGCUCACAGAGCCUUUGAUUUACUCGCCGAGCUGAGCAACAGGCCGAGCUGGGACUCGCAUUACAA